Fonsecaea pedrosoi CBS 271.37 is the source of this 801-nucleotide messenger RNA. RefSeq lists its product as uncharacterized. The transcript has 2 exons. NCBI's taxonomy places the organism in Eukaryota, Fungi, Ascomycota, Eurotiomycetes, Chaetothyriales, Herpotrichiellaceae. Bases 1 to 801 code for a protein of 266 amino acids. The record is from RefSeq and is a predicted model, not a curated record.
AUGCACGACCCUAUGAGCCAGCUUGGGCACGGGCUUCCAGGUGGACUGGGAGACCCCGUCUCACAGUUGAAACAUCAUCUCCAUGAUGCCGUGCAAAAAUACUCACAGGACCAUGACGACCAGAGCAUGGAUGAGGGCGAUCAACAGGAGAAGCUCCAUCAGCACGCACAGGUCAUCGUGUCCAUCACCGAGCAGAUCCUCGUGUAUGAGCCCAAUGACCCAGAUGUCUGUGACCUUCACAGCUGGUUCUCGCAAUGUGCAAAAGGGAAGUUUCGGGGCCACCCUGAACUACCUCCCGACAACCACAAAGUCAAGCACCCGAGAGACGACGAUGAGCCGGAUUCCGACGACGAAGAUCCGGCCAUGGACGACCCGAGCAGCUACGAGGAUAUGGACCCGAGCAGCCACCAUGAUAUGCCUGACCACAAAGACCCGAGCAGCCAUCACCACUCGAACGACCACGACGACCCAAGUGCGGGUGAGGAUCAGGGCUGCUGUGAUGAUGACAACGACCAGGUUGAUGGCGAUGACCAGUACGAUGAGGAUGAUUAUGGACAGUACGACCACCACAACCAUCGCAAUCAUCACAACCACCACCACGGUCAUCAAGACUACAGCGAACACCACGUCGAUGACGGCCAUGAUCAACAACAAGGCGAGGAAGAGCACUACGGAGACGGAGACGGUGACGACUAUGACGAUGGCGAGAACUAUGACGACGACGAUGGAAUGCAACAUGAAGACGACGACCACCACCAGGGUCACGAACACCACGGAGGUCACGGAGGUGGUCACUGGUGA